Fraxinus pennsylvanica is the source of this 300-nucleotide messenger RNA. The record is from the annotation of a GenBank genome assembly. NCBI's taxonomy places the organism in Eukaryota, Viridiplantae, Streptophyta, Magnoliopsida, Lamiales, Oleaceae.
AUGGUUGCUGAAGGUGUUUGGGCUGAUGCUGAUGACUAUCGCCUAAUUGGUGCCCUUUUUAGCUUAGACGCAAGUUGCAUAGAAGAUGUGCAUUGGGAUAACCUUCUUGAUCACAGGUCUGGAGACGUGUUGGAAGCGAUGGAACCAAUGAUUCUUCACAUAGGUCACCACGGGAGCAAGUCAUUUGCUGAACAAGUUGAAGUAUUGGCACAUCGAAAUCGUCUAUAUCUAUUUGAAGCAAGAGAGGCUUGGGACAGUAACUCAGUAAACCAAGGGUUCCAUGAUGUGGCCAUUUUAUAG